CGGGUUUCGUAGCGUUGGGUUUGCUGAAGUCCUAUAGCACGAACGGCCUUGCAAGAUCUGCUUUGAGGAAAGUUUAAAAACGGGUCAUUUUAGUAUGUCAGUUGCGCCUUGUUACUGUCUGUUUAAUAUUUCUGUUUUUUUACGUAGACUGAAAGAUUUGACAGCUCGAAUCGCUUCCAGUGUGCCCUGCCUGCAAGUGGAUAACAUGAAACUGAUUACGAUUAGUUAACGUUACUUAGUUGCCAGUUUUGCUUCGUAACCGGUCAGUUAGUCUGAUAUUGCUGGAGGAUUCUUUUUGUUGAACUUAUUUCUUUCAAUGCCGUUACAGAGACGAAUCGCUCAGUAGCAAAAGAGCCUCUGUGGCGCAGAUAAAGAGAACUGGUGAGAUUGGGGCGACGGUCGGCGAUCUCGGCGAAGCACCAAGAUGCCCAUACCUCCUCCCCCGCCCCCUCCGCCCGGACCGCCUCCUGCCCCUGCCUUUAGUCAGGCAAACACCAACCCACCCAAACUGUCUCGAGAUGAAACGAAAGGAAGAGAUGCUCUUUUGUCAGAUAUAUGCAAAGGGACCAGGCUGAAGAAGGUCACCGUCAUUAAUGACAGAAGUGCUCCCAUUCUUGAGAAAUCUGGAGGUGGAGGAGGUGGAGGCAGCAGUGCUGGGGGCUUUGGGGGCAGUUCUGGGUCUAAGCCAAUGGGAGGCCUGUUUAGUGGAGGAGUGCCCAAACUGCGGCCAGUGGGAGAUGGCACCGCCGGCAGAUCGGCACUGCGGCCGCCCGGUUCCCGUCCUGCAGUGCCGCGCACUCCCAGCAGCACUAGCAGUCCCGUGGGCCGCCAAGCCGACGAGGAGCGUCCUGCAGCCCUUGAGCCGUCUCGUAAUACCCGCCCCUCCUUGCCUGACGCAUCUAAACCAGCCAGUGCGUCUUCGAAGCCCGGCAGCUCUGCUCCUCCCCCGCCUCCACCUUUUAAUCGCCGUGGCAACAGUGGCCCUCCAGCUUCCCAGCAGAAGGUCACUGGCCCGUCCCUUAGUCGUGAGAAGCCUCUGCCUCCACCGCACGCAAGCAAGGGUCCCCCUCCCUCGUCAUCUGCACGCGAUGCUCCCUCGAAAAACUCUCGCCCUCCACCUGUAUCUUCAGCUGUGCCUCCACCCCCACCACCCUACCGACAGCCCCCUCCAAUCACUAAUGGUGACCCACCCCCAGAGCUGCCACAGAGGCGUAAUUCGCUGAACCGGAGGACCCAUGUUGCGGGCAACACUCGCAGCCAAGCCCCUCCCCCGCCCCCUCCGCCGGCCGCCCAGCAGAGCGGCCGACCUCCGCCACCGGCUCGGGAGCCUCCGGGACGCAGAUUAGCCCCCCAGGUUCCCCCAACCGGAUCUCGGAAUGGCAUCCGAGAUGCUCCUCCUCCGCCGCCUCCCCCAUACCGUAUGCACAGUGGCACCUCACAGACCUCCUCAGAGCCACCUGGCCGAGGAAGGCCUCCACCACUCGCAUCCUCCGGUCGUCAAGUCUCAGGACACGCUCCUCCACCCCCACCUGUCCGCAACGGGCACGCCACUGGCUCCAGGGCUUAUUCUGAUGAUUUUGAGUCCAGGUACUCCUUCCAUCCUGUGGAGGACCUGCCCCCACCAGAAGAGUACAAGCAGAUCACAAAGAUCUAUCCCAGUAAAUCCAGUAGAGCUGUAAUGCGAGGGGCUCCCCCUCUGCCACCUGUUGGGAGGUGAACUGCACUCUGAGUGGAAAAUAAAUGUAAUCCAACUACACACAUGCACACGUAAGAAGACACUAAUUCAGCGGUAUGCAAACGCAACCAGAAGCUGACUUUAGCACAGAGAAUUAAACAUGGGAUCUUUGCAUUUACCUGAUAGAAGUAUUAUCAGGUCAAGAGCAUUGUUGGGCCUUAGGAACCAUUUUUUAUUAAUAUAACAGAGAGGUUGUCCAAACUUUUGCACAUACUAUAUACAUGUCUUUAAUUAUUUUGUAAAAAUGGAAAUAAAUAGUAACUAUGUAUGAAAACUAAAGCAUAACAUUUUGACAGGGAUACUCACACCUUUGCAUAUAACUGAAUAACCAGCUAGAUCAUUUGAAUAAUUUUCUCCAAGCUGCUGCAGCCCCAUGCACCUCUAGACCCGAGACACUGUGUUGUGGCAUGACCUUGAUCAGCAAAGAAAAAAUGUAUACAUUGUGCCUAUAGGGAGCUGUGUGGUUGACACCUCCAGGUGACCAAAAAACGUGCUACAUGUGCAUUCCAGCUUCUCUGUGACUGGCCACAGGGUAUCUACUAAACCAGACCGUUAGCACUUGUUGAUCAUCGGUAGCCCUAUAAGAGGGGCAGGAGAAACAUAAAGCGGCAUUAAUUGCAUAAUGAUGAGAGAGGAUUAUAUUUUUGUUCUCCAUUAUGGGAUGUUUUCCCUAAAAUGGGAGGAAAUGUGUCUAGAUAUUGGACAAGAUCAUAUGAGUUUAAGUGAUUUAUUAUUAUUAUUUUUUUGUUGCCAAAAUGAUGAAGUUGUUAAAUUCUUUACUUGGUAGAAUCAUUUAUUGCAUUUGGACAAGGUCGUUGUUUUUCUGAAUAUGAACAUCUGAGCAACUUUCCAGUAAAUCCUUUUUUUCAAAUUAUUUGUUACCUUUGCUGUGAAUUGCAAAAACUGACGCUACUUUUGUCUGUGAAAUUUGAAACCAUAAAACUUGCCAGAUUUUAAAUUGGCUUACAUACUUAAAACUGACAGAGAACACUAAUUGCUACUAAGCACAUAAUGUCUGCAGUAGGCUCUGUCGUGUAUUUUAAGGGCCUGUUCUUGGAUAUGUGACAAACUGUUGAAGAAGCUGCACUUGAAGACUCUAAUUUCCUUAUAAAUUGCUUUAGCGUUCUGCCAAACAUUUGCCUUUUCCAUUCUGUCACGUUUGACUUGUACCAGUAGAUAGAACCUCAGUUUGUUAAUGGAGAAUUUUAAUUGUAACAAUGUAUAUUACACUAUAUGAAACGUAGUAAAUGUUUCUAUUGUAAAGUUUGUAAUAUAGAGAAUUAAAUACUGAAAAUGUAACAUUAAAUCGUUUUUCAGGAGACACCUUUUCUUACCAUAAACGUUUAUCUGGAUGUAGGCGGUAAAUGGCCAGAUGGGAGUCCGCUCAACUUUGUUUGGCCAGAUGUAAUUUUAUAUAACGGUUUGAUAGUCAGUUUUCCUGAGCCGCCGGGUCUUCACAUUGAAUCUGUAGGCGGAUGUGUGUACUGUCAUGUUAAAACUGAAAUAAAAGGUUAUGGGAAGUU
Electrophorus electricus (electric eel) is the source of this 3258-nucleotide messenger RNA. It is a transcript of the gene wipf2a, whose product is annotated as WAS/WASL interacting protein family, member 2a. Lineage: Eukaryota; Metazoa; Chordata; Actinopteri; Gymnotiformes; Gymnotidae. Gene Ontology annotation, molecular function: actin binding. The record is from RefSeq and is a predicted model, not a curated record.